This is a messenger RNA of Ascochyta rabiei, 351 nucleotides long. RefSeq lists its product as uncharacterized. The transcript has a single exon. The record is from RefSeq and is a predicted model, not a curated record. Bases 1 to 351 code for a protein of 116 amino acids. Lineage: Eukaryota; Fungi; Ascomycota; Dothideomycetes; Pleosporales; Didymellaceae.
AUGGCGGAACUUGACUACGCAACCCGGCGCCAGCACAUGGUUGGCAAGCUUGAACGUAUCCUUGCCCAGAUAGAGAAACAUGGUCGGGCACUGUACAGCCUCGAUGAGAAAACCAAUAAUGUGAAGAAGAUUCCGGCGAACACGCAAGCCGAGAUCGAAAGCAGGAAGAAGAAGUACUUCGCCGCGAAGGAACGGUAUGAGGACGCACUCUCGGACUGGCAGAAAGAAGCCGUUGAGAGGCAUGAGAAGGCGAGAAGGAAGAUCUGUGAUACGGUGGAGAAGCAGCUGAAUGAAGCUGGUGUGGAAUUGAAAAGUAUCUCAUUUGAGGACGUUGAGGUUGAGGAAGAAUAG